AUGGAAGGCAACGGUGCGACGCAAGAUGGGCUGAGAGAGUCCAACCCUAUUCUCACUUCCAUCUCAAACUGGAUUCUUGCCAAAAGCGAUGAGAUCGAAUACGCCCGCUCAACCAACGGCGGAUGGGAAGGCUGGUCGCAAGUCGAGCUGGCAUGGGUCCUAACUCGUGACCAUACCUACAAGUACGACCAGGGCUCCAAUAUACUCAUCAGCCGAGAGUCCCACCUGUUCGAAGAGGACUCGCUCAAAGCCGAUCUUGAAAUCUCCGGGCCAGGCGGUGUGGUGUUUGAGCUGAAAUGCGAGAGAGGUCCUCGAAUGGUGAAUGAUACCCAGAACCCGGGUCAACAGAAGGAGGACAAGACGACCAAGAAAAGUUCAGCUGGACAGCUUGUUACCGGACUCCAAGAGGACCAGGAAAAGGUAGCUGGACUCAAAGUUUCUGCAGGUAUCACAGCUGUAUUUGUGAUCGGAAUUUCAGUCACACCCGAGGCUCAUGAAAGAAUGUUGAAAGAAGCGAAGGGGUUUACCAUGCAUAGUUAUGCCAUCACGGAGAACGAGAGCCCAAUUUGUUUAUGGUGGUGGCAAAAGCCCAUGCCCGUGAAGAAGUCUGAGCUUGAAGAGGAAGAUUAA
Molecule: messenger RNA, 630 nt
Organism: Fusarium mangiferae
Lineage: Eukaryota; Fungi; Ascomycota; Sordariomycetes; Hypocreales; Nectriaceae
Exons: 1
Coding region: 1-630 (209 amino acids)
Source: RefSeq, a predicted model, not a curated record